Messenger RNA from Drosophila santomea, 1003 nucleotides. RefSeq lists its product as uncharacterized. The transcript has 2 exons. NCBI's taxonomy places the organism in Eukaryota, Metazoa, Arthropoda, Insecta, Diptera, Drosophilidae. The coding region runs from base 201 to 749 and encodes 182 amino acids. The record is from RefSeq and is a predicted model, not a curated record.
ACCUGUUCAAACUGCCAAGGAAACCACAUCAGCGCAUAUAAGGGGUGCCCUGCCUAUAAGGCAGAGAAGCAAAAAUUAGCAGUUAAUAGAAUAGAUUUUCACAAAAUUAGGACAAUAAUGGACGCAAAAAGCAACAAUAACGAACGGCAGCCCCCCCCCCCCUUUUCAACAAGACCCCCCGACUACCUUAUAGUACCGAAAUGGCCGAAGCCCGAAAGGAAGCCGCCAGGAAGUCUGCAAUGAACCCGUUCCGGCAAAAUGUGAAGGAUAGUAGACCAAAUCUACCACACUUUUCUUCACAUGAAGCUGCCAUCCAAAAACGCCUAAAUAAAUGGCGCCGGAAUGCAAACAAGUCCUCCACAAAUGGCAGGGCCAAGGUCAAGGCCCCAAACAUGACUAGAAACUCAGCGCAAAGACAUCUGGAAAAAUUCCAGAACAGGCUUCGAAAUGAUCAAAAUGUGCAUAAGGAACAGAAAAAUGUAGAAAAAAAAAUGGAGCGCAAACAGGGAAAUCACGACAGCCCCCCGACAACGAGUAGAGCUGCUAUGGCAAACCUGAAGCCAAGGAUUGUGAAGGAGACAACGCCCUCACCCCAAAAUACCAACACUCUUCCGAAAAAUAGUCACCCCGACGACCCAGUCAUUAAACUAGCAAAUAGAGUCGACAAUUUGGAAAAGAAGAUUGAUAUUUUAAUGGCUUUAAUUAUACAAGGAAGACAAAAUGACCCAGACAUGGAAACGUCGAUGUAACUGUAAUUAAAACAAAACUGUUAAAAGACUGAAAAGAAAAAGACUCCGACGGCGUUUUUAGCAACUAUGUCCUAGUGGCAGAAACUCGCCAAAUCUCCCUCUUGACAACCUGUAAACAAGGAAAUAACUAUAUAUAAUAUUAUAUAAAAUAUUAAAACGACACUCACCAGCAAGCAAUCCGGACUAAAAACCUCUUGACGAUGUAUUCCUGCUGACCCCUACGAAGAAGACGUGAAGGAUGCCACCCACUAGGA